Choloepus didactylus (southern two-toed sloth) is the source of this 1432-nucleotide messenger RNA. It is a transcript of the gene PLEKHJ1, whose product is annotated as pleckstrin homology domain containing J1. Gene Ontology annotation, biological process: endosome organization; retrograde transport, endosome to Golgi; receptor recycling. Gene Ontology annotation, cellular component: early endosome; trans-Golgi network; recycling endosome. The record is from RefSeq and is a predicted model, not a curated record. Bases 417 to 1265 code for a protein of 282 amino acids. The transcript is spliced from 6 exons. Lineage: Eukaryota; Metazoa; Chordata; Mammalia; Pilosa; Megalonychidae.
CCGCAGUGCGCGUGCGCAAAACGCUCUCAACGCCCUCCGGAUGCGCUCGGCGUCGUCCGGGGUCACCCCUCGGGGCCGGGCGCGCUGAGACUGCUUCCCGCCCGUCCUUUCUGCCUUACGAAGGGCGCCAACAACCGCAGGGUGGACCUGGAUUCUGUUUCCACCCCACGUCUACUUUACUCUGUGGCUGUGUAACGACCGUCCGUAUCACCCAUGCGCGCCUCCGCUCCGGCCCCCACUGCUGCUACGCUCGAGUAGCUGACUGGGUGGCCGGCCCGGGAACGCGCAGGCGCACUGGCUGCGGCAGCACUUCCGGGGCUGCGCCUUGAGACUUUUUUGGCGCCGGCCGCGGCGCGACGGGGACGGCGGCCGGGAGGGCGCCGGCCGGGGCUCCGUGUUCUCCCUCGCGGGGCGCGAUGCGCUACAACGAGAAGGAGCUGCGGGCGCUGUCCCGGCAGCCGGCCGAGCUGGCGGCCGAGCUGGGCAUGCGGGGCCCCAAGAAGGGCAGCGUGCUGAAGCGGCGGCUGGUGAAGCUGGUGGUCAAUUUCCUCUUCUAUUUCCGGACGGACGAGGCCGAGCCCAUCGGAGCCCUGUUGCUGGAGCACUGCAGAGUCAUCAAGGAAGAGCCCAGCGUCUUCUCCAUCAGCUUCAUCGAGGACCCGGAGAGGAAAUACCACUUCGAGUGCAGCAGCGAGGAACAGUGUGAGCAGUGGACGGAGGCUCUGCGUCAGGCCAGCUACGAGUUCAUGCGGAAGACUCUCAUCUCCUACAGGAACGAGAUCCAGAAGAUGACAGGACCCCCUGGAGCAGUUCGGCAUUUCCGAGGAGGCCAGGUUCCAGCUGAGCAGCUGGAAGGUGUGAGCGCCCAGAGACGCAUACACGGCCCUGUUGGGUGGGACUGGGUCUGCCCAGCCCUCCACGGGGCUCUCAGGCUGGCCGUUCCCUGGCCAGGCCUGGAUCUGCGGCCGGAGUUGUUUAGUCCCCCCCGCCCCUCUCCUCUUACGGCUUCAGUGCUGGGAGAGCCCGAGGCUGCAUGGGGGUGGGCAGGGGCUGCCUUUGGGAGAAGCACCCCAGUAAGCUUCCCUUCCUCGUGCCUCGGGACCCCAGCACUGGCAGCUCAUAGUGGGUGCUCUGAACUGUUGCCGGCACGCUGGGGGCAGGCAUCCACUGAACUGGGCCCCUGGACCCCCUGGGGUCCCACCAAGGGCCUAGCGGUGUUGCAGGCCAGUGCCAAGCUCCCGUGCAAGCUAAAUGUACGACAUUAAAGAUGCUGUGAAGCGUGGGGGGAUGGCACCCCCCCAUCCGUUGGUGAAUUCCACUCCUGCUGACAGGGCUGCCCCCGCUGGGGCCCUCUGGGCAGGGCCAGGGUGGGCUCGACCCCUGCCCCCUGCCCCCAGUCUGUUGAAAUAAACAUACCUCUUUUUCCACUGGA